AUGGUCCAGCAGGCUGUACAAGGAGGAGCUCCAGCUGCUUACGCCCAAGAAAUGGAGAGGCUAACCGCUAAAGAAUCCCUUCUUCUUGCUCUAUUAUGGAAUUCGUUUCCAAUUUCUCGUCGAAUCGUUGUGUUAUUGAUUUGCAUUGCACGACCUUUUGUGCUACCUUUUGAGCUCAAUCUCUUGGUUGAAGGAUCAUCAGCUGAAUCUAUAGUUACUCUGGCCAAAGUUGAUACUGUUAAGCAGAGAAUGGAAGCUGCUUAUGAGACAUUUCAGGAUGCUGCAGGGUUAACUCAAUUAAGUUCAACUGUGGAAGAUGUUUUUGCCAGUGGUGAUCUUCCAAGGGCUGCAGAAACCUUAGCUAACAUGAGGCAUUGCUUGUCUGCUGUUGGGGAGGUUGCUGAAUUUGCUAAUGUGAGAAAGCAACUCGAGGUCCUAGAGGAUAGGCUAGAUGCAAUGGUGCAGCCACGUUUAACAGGAUCUAUUAUCAUCCUGCAGAUAGACAUUGCUCAAAAUUUGCGAGGUAUUCUCAUUCGAAUUGGAAGAUUCAAAUCACUGGAGCUACAUUACACAAAAGUUCACCUAAAGCCCAUAAAGCAGCUCUGGGAAGAUUUCGAUUCAAAACAAUGUGCUAUUAAGCUUGCAAAUGAGAAGACUGAAGCUAAAAGGCUGUCAAGCCAUGAGUUUCAAUCAAGUUCUUCGACAAUUUCAUUCGCAAGUUGGUUGCCAAGCUUCUAUGAUGAGUUGAUUCUUUAUCUUGACCAAGAGUGGAAGUGGUGUAUGGUUGCUUUUCCUGAGGAUUAUAAAACUCUUGUACCAAAGCUACUGAUCGAGACAAUGGCAACUAUUGGAGCAAGCUUUAUUUCACGUAUCAACCUUUCAAUUGGAGAAAUUGUUCCUGAAAUAAGAGCUUUGGGAAAAGGUUUAUUAGAUAUUAUGUCUGGUGACAUGCCAAAGGGAAUUAAGAUUCAGAGGAAACAUUUGGAGGCAUUGAUUAAGUUACACAACGUGACACAGACUUUUGCUAAAAAUAUUCAGCAUUCCUUUUCAGAUUCUGAUCUUCGAGUUCUAAUGGAUACACUGAAGGCAGUGUACUCUCCCUUUGAAUCAUUUAAACAAAGGUAUGGACAGAUGGAGUGGGCCAUCCUUUCUUCUGAAAUUGCUGGGGUGGAUCUCAGGGGAGCUGUUACUCGUGGUGUGGGUGCCCAGGGGAUUGAACUCAGUGAAACAGUUCGCAGAAUGGAGGAAGUAAAUCUCUCUCUUUCUCUCUGUAUAUAUAAUAUAUAUACGUAUAUAUAUGACACUACUAGUACCCUUAAGAUGAACUAUGGCAUUGGUUGCAUUUAUAUUGUUGAUGCAUAUAAAGUUUACUGGAGUAGCUGUGUUAAAGGGAUUCACGCUGGACAAAUGGUUCUGCAGCUAGUUGAAGCAAUUGGGUUGCCUACAAAAUAA
Messenger RNA from Humulus lupulus (European hop), 1452 nucleotides. RefSeq names its product conserved oligomeric Golgi complex subunit 7-like. The record is from RefSeq and is a predicted model, not a curated record. Gene Ontology annotation, cellular component: COG complex. Gene Ontology annotation, biological process: Golgi organization; intracellular protein transport; retrograde vesicle-mediated transport, Golgi to endoplasmic reticulum. Bases 1 to 1452 code for a protein of 483 amino acids. The transcript has 13 exons. NCBI's taxonomy places the organism in Eukaryota, Viridiplantae, Streptophyta, Magnoliopsida, Rosales, Cannabaceae.